AUGCCGAUUGAUAUCCAAAUUCAAGAACUCGAUACCACCGGCUACAAUACAGCAAAUUAUAGAUAUGACGCCUAUACCGGUGGAUUUGAGCUAUCCACCCCAGCACACACUGUGAAUAAUGGCAAAUGUCAAGUCUACCGAUACUUGAGCCCCUUUCUUCCCGCUGGCUAUCCUUCCAGUGUGACCGAUGAUUACACACCUUAUCAAAUAUACGAUUCAUUACAAGCAUUUGCUUCUACAAUUGCUGGCCUUCUGGCCUCUCGCGCUGUCUUCGUUGGUAUGGGGGUUGGCUCUGAGGAUGCUUCUGUUAUUACCACGAUGUUAUUGUACAUUGCGCAGGCAACCAUCGGGCGGAUCGCAACCAUAGCCUUUGCCGACCGUUUUUCACAGCAAAUCGAGGCGAACGUCAAGUUCUAUCGUUUCUUUGCAGACAUUGUUAAUGAUGCAGCAUUUGUUCUAGAUUGCAUCAGCCCACACUUGCCAAUCCUUGGGCGAGCAAUUACGUUAUGCGUGAGCAACGCAUGUCGUGCUCUAUGUGGGGUCGCUGGCGGAAGUAGCAAGGCUAUCUUGAGCACACACUUUGCAAAGGCAGGCAACAUUGGUGAGCUUAAUGCUAAGGACGGCAGUCAAGAAACAGUGGUGAGCUUGAUUGGGAUGUGGGUGGGUGGCCUGGUUGUUAGUAAAGUGGAAGGGAUUGCAGAAACCUGGUGCUGCAUGAUACCGCUUCUGGCGUUGCAUCUGUGGUGCAACUGGAAGGCGGUCAAAAGUGUGAGGCUUUCCACUCUGAAUACUGAGAGAGCGGUCAUAUUAUUCGACGGAGUACUUCAGGGACAGACAAAGAGUUUAGACGAGGUAGGAAAACAGGAAGGAAUCCUAGGGAAAGGUGACAUGCUGCGAACAGCCGAGGGCCGACUAUUGUCAUCUUGCAAAGUCGGUGCGUCUGUGGACGAGUUGCUUCGCAUCAUGCGUCUCAAAGAGCUUGGUGUUCCUGGCAGACCCGAGACUGCCGGCGAGAGGCUAGCACGCCUAUUGGAAGUAUUCCACGAAGAGGAAUACUUAUUAUGGGCUGAUAUAACAACCGGGCAAGCAGUCAUCAUUUUGAAAGAAGACGCGUCUGUUGUGACUCAAGCGAAAGGAUUUCUGCAUUUGAUGCGCCUCGCAAAUUCUCACUCACCUCUACAAAAAGACAAGACAAAAAGGAUGGAGGAUCCUCAAAAAUCCAUCAUGAUGCCCCAGCAGGACGAUGAGAUCUUGAAAUAUCUCGAACAAACACUUCAUGAGAACAGUACCCUCUGGCCGGCAAUCAAAGAUCGCGUCCAGGCUGCGGGUUGGGAACUAGAAAAGGGGACCUUAGAACAAGGACCGUCAUACCGGGUCCGCAUGUGCAACGGACCCGACAGCAAAAAGGACAAGUGA
This is a messenger RNA of Exophiala aquamarina CBS 119918, 1416 nucleotides long. RefSeq lists its product as uncharacterized. The transcript has a single exon. NCBI's taxonomy places the organism in Eukaryota, Fungi, Ascomycota, Eurotiomycetes, Chaetothyriales, Herpotrichiellaceae. The record is from RefSeq and is a predicted model, not a curated record. Bases 1 to 1416 code for a protein of 471 amino acids.